CUAUCUACAUAUGUAGGGUAUCUACUAUCUACUUAGUACUAAUAUCUACCUGCUAUAUGUAGUACAGUUCAUGUACAUUCUUAACAGGUGUCCUAUAAUAUGAGGAUAUGAUACUGGCGUUGCCUAUUAGAUGCAGAUCUUGCAUUACUAGGACAUUUGUCUCAUCGUAUUCAUUCGGACCCUAUUCUACAUUGUCAUAUCUUAGGAAAGCUACCCCGCAUCCAUAUUGCGCAGCCAUUUCCCAUCGCAAAUAUAAUUCAAGCAUAUUCUCAACAAGACCGACAUCGACGACAACAAAAUCCAUCAUGUCUAAAGCUCAAAUCGAUGUCGAGGCCAUAUUGAGGGGCAAGUACCCUGCUAAAGCCCAUGCAAAGCGUGUGGUGGAGUACAUAAAGUCCAAGAUUCCAGACGCGACAGGAGUGUUAUAUCUAGAAGGCCGUGCGGAUAAACUGCUGGAAGACAGUGAUGAGCCAAUUCCCUUUCGACAACGGAGGGCAUUCAUGUAUCUAACGGGCGUGGAUGUUGCCGACUGCUUCCUAGUAUACGAUAUCGCAACCGAACACUCAACCCUCUUCAUUCCUCCGGUAGACCCGGACUCUGUCAUCUGGUCCGGACUGCCACUCUCCCCGCAAGAAGCCCUGACAAAGUACGACGUCGAUGCCGUCCUCCCCUCUACCGAGCUCAACCCGACCUUAGCUAGACUGGGAAGUGCGCCCAAGUCUACCGUUUUCGCCAUCGCGGAUCGUGUCGCGGACGCUGUCACCUUUCUCGAGUUCACCAACAAAGACUUCACCGUCCUAGGGGAAGCUAUUGAGGAGUGUCGCGUGAUCAAGGACGAGUACGAGAUCGCCCUUAUUAAGAAGGCCAACGAGAUCAGUGGCGCUGCGCACAAGGCUGUAUUGCAAAGCGUAAAAAAGGCGAAGAAUGAAUAUGAGCUCGAGGGUGUCUUUAUUGGUACUAGCAUCAGCCAGGGGGCCAAAAAGCAGGCAUACCCGAGCAUAGUUGCCAGCGGGCGCGCGGCAGCUACUUUGCAUUAUGUGCAUAAUGAUAAGGAUCUUGCUGGCAAGCAGCUAUUGCUACUGGACGCUGGUGCGGAGUGGGACUGUUACGCUGCUGAUAUAACGAGAACAUUCCCCAUCUCUGGCAAAUUUACGGAAGAGUCUCGUGCCAUAUACGAGAUAGUCCUGCAGAUGCAGACGGACUGCAUAGCCAUGCUGAAAGAAGGCGUAUCGUGGGAUGAAGUGCACCUACAAGCACACAGGAUCGCCAUUGACGGUUUACUAUCCCUGGGUGUCUUGAAGGGCGACCGAAAGGAGAUUCUCGAGGCCCGGACGAGCACGGCGUUUCUGCCUCAUGGUCUAGGCCACUAUCUCGGAAUGGACACCCACGAUACCGGCGGACACCCCAACUAUGAAGACCCGGACCCGAUAUUUAGGUACCUGCGGGUGCGGUUGAAUCUGCCUGCGGGGAGUGUUAUUACGGUGGAGCCUGGUAUCUACUUCUGCGAGUACAUCAUCAAGCCCUACCUCAAGGACCCCAAACACUCCAAGUUCAUUGACGAGAAGGUGCUGGACAAGUACUGGGACGUCGGCGGUGUCAGAAUCGAGGACAACUUACUUAUCACGAAGGACGGCUCGAUCAACUUGACGGAGGCGGUCAAGGAUCCUGAUGAGUUGGAAAAGAUUAUUGCUAGUAGUUGAGGGGUUCUGGGUGUAGAAGGGGACAAACUGUCCUGGGUAGUUACGAGAUACCGACCUAUCUAGGUUUUGAGAUACCAUUGAUACACCAGGCGUAGAAGAAAUCUACAAUUUCAAAUGGCUAGCUUAAGCCUGUCGUGGUCUAUUAAACAUCAAGAAUACCUAAGUUCACAACCCGACCCUGACUGUUGUAUUCCAUAGGGACUUAGAUUCAUGAUUUGAAGCACAUAAGUUUUACCUAGAUAAACCAUGAGAGACUGCACCCUGAAGGUCUCACGUAGCUGUAGUUUCGGAUAUGUACCUACAUGGAUAGAAAAAAAGGC
Hypoxylon fragiforme is the source of this 2020-nucleotide messenger RNA. Its product is annotated as peptidase M24, structural domain-containing protein. Gene Ontology annotation, molecular function: manganese ion binding; metalloaminopeptidase activity. The transcript is spliced from 5 exons. NCBI's taxonomy places the organism in Eukaryota, Fungi, Ascomycota, Sordariomycetes, Xylariales, Hypoxylaceae. The coding region runs from base 108 to 1700 and encodes 530 amino acids. The record is from RefSeq and is a predicted model, not a curated record.